Messenger RNA from Echinops telfairi (small Madagascar hedgehog), 960 nucleotides. Its product is annotated as olfactory receptor 6K6. The coding region runs from base 1 to 960 and encodes 319 amino acids. The record is from RefSeq and is a predicted model, not a curated record. Gene Ontology annotation, molecular function: G protein-coupled receptor activity; olfactory receptor activity. Gene Ontology annotation, cellular component: membrane. NCBI's taxonomy places the organism in Eukaryota, Metazoa, Chordata, Mammalia, Afrosoricida, Tenrecidae. The transcript has a single exon. Gene Ontology annotation, biological process: G protein-coupled receptor signaling pathway.
AUGACAGGACAGAUGAUCAAUGAAAAUCAGACAAGGGUGACUGAGUUCUUCUUCUCUAUUUUCCCACACAUACAUGACGGUGGUCUCUUGUUCUUUAUCCCUUUGCUUUUCAUCUAUGGAUUUAUCAUAACUGGUAACCUCAUGAUAUUCAUUGUCGUCCAGCUGGACAUGGCACUUCAUACUCCAAUGUAUUUCUUCAUCAGUGUCCUCUCCUUCCUGGAGAUCUGGUAUACCACAACCACUAUCCCCAAGAUGCUCUUCAACCUGGUCAGUGAUCAGAAGACCAUCUCUCUGACUGGAUGCCUCCUACAGAUGUACUUCUUCCAUUCCCUUGGCAUCACAGAAGGCUGUGUUCUGACAGCAAUGGCCAUUGACAGGUACAUAGCUAUCUGCAAUCCUCUCCGUUACCCAACCAUCAUGACUCCCAAACUGUGUAUUCAAUUGACAACGGGGUCCUGUUUCUGUGGCUUCCUUCUUGUGCUCCCUGAGAUUGUGUGGAUUGCUACCUUGCCUUUCUGUGACUCCAACCAGAUCCGGCAGAUCUUCUGUGAUUUCACACCUGUGCUAAAGUUGGCCUGUACUGAUACAUCACUAGUCAUCAUUGUGGAUGCCAUUCAUGCAGCAGAGAUCCUGGCCUCCUUCCUGGUCAUCGCCCUAUCUUACAUUCGGAUCAUCGUAGUAAUCUUGGGGAUGCCCUCGGCAGAGGGCCGCCACAAGGCCUUUUCCACCUGUGCUGCCCACCUUGUUGUGUUCCUGUUGUUUUUUGGUAGUGUGGCUAUCAUGUAUUUGCGAUUUUCAGCCACCUACUCAGUGUUUUGGGACACAGUGAUUGCUGUAACUUUUGUUAUCCUUGCUCCGUUCCUCAACCCUCUCAUCUACAGCCUGAGAAAUAAGGACAUGAAAGAUGCCAUCAAGAGGCUUUUCUCCUCCCAGAAGAGGGCCGGUGGGGCCAGGAGAUAG